ACCUAGCCUGACCAGUUAUAUACCAUUUCGUAGAGAAUUGAAAGGCGAAUCUUUUGAUAUAAGAAUGAUCUCGAUCGACUUUGAGGAAGAGAAGGAAUUUCAAAAACACUGGCAGUCUAAUUAAGUAAUGGCUUAUUAAGUUUUCUUUCAUGUACAUGAAUUCAGAAGUUUAAAUACGUUAAAACGUAUUAAAAACGCUUAUUACAUUCGAACGCCUAGAAAUAUUAUCUCUUCAAAUGCAUUUGAACAAACUAAAACUUUGCAACACCUUAAAACUUUUCAAGACCUUUGAAUGUGCAUAGAUGAAUUAAGAAAUAUUUUAACAUGUUGAAUUAAAUUACUUUAAAAGAGUUUUAACGCGUUGAAGAGCAAUGAGUUUAUCAGGCGUUAAAAGACAGAAUUAUCCAGACAUCGGGUUAAUUUAAUUUUAACACAACAAAUGCUCAAAAAUAAUUUAAUAUGAGACUACAACGCGUUUUCUCGCUACGCCAACGCAUAAAGCUAUCCAUUUUAAUUCGUUUCAACAUAUUAACGACUUUUCGACAGACGCGAACUAUUUCGUUUACUUUUGUUAUAUAAAAUUUAACGCCCGUCAACCCCUUAGAAUUUCCAUUUACGUCGGUUAAGCUAGGUGAGUCCAAUAAUAUCUAUUGUUGUUAACUGCAUUGACGAUAAUGAACCGAUGCAAAGAAAAUAUUAGGUAUUAAAAAUAUUCAUUGCGCAAUUUCUGCACUCUUACCAAAUGUAAACUAAUUAGAAAAAUUGCUUUCAAUGUAUUUCAAGGUGCUUUCGAAUGAAAGUGCAUAUCGAACAGAAAUCACGAGCGAGUUUCCGUCAAACUUCAGACAGCUCAAAGAUUCACAACUCAUGAGAAUAAAAGAAUUUAUUAUUCUUUGCUAUUUUAGCUACAUCCACAUUUCAGUCCACCAGCACAACAUCAUCAAUCAGUUCAACUGUUUCCACCAGCACAGAAACACCUACAUCCACAUUUCAGUCCACCAGCACAACAUCAUAGACCACAACCCAAUCCUGCCCAGCACCAGACCUAUCAACCGUCACCCGAUUUGGCCACUUUUUGCAGUCACGGUCCGUACGGACGUACUCAUUGGAUGACCUUAUAUGGUAUUUUUGUCGAUUGUUUCGGCGCAAUAUAUGUAACUGACCACGCAUACCAUCGUAUUCAAUUGUGGGCAAAUUCCAGUGUCGGAGUAACAAUUAUUGGCUCACAGAAUGGCACUUCGGGAACCGGACCAAACGAUCUAGACGGACCAAUAGAUGUUAAACUUGAUCAACAGAGUAAUAUUUAUGUACUUGAUACCAAUAAUAAUCGAAUACAAAAAUACCCCCCAGGCGGCGGGACCGGUUCAACAAUAGGAACUCUCCCAUCGAACAGCGGUGCGAAUGCGUUAUUUGUAGAUGGUUGUGGAAACUUUUAUAUCAGUCAAACAUCGGGCGUAUAUCAAUUUACUCAAGUAUCGGGUUCAGGAACAUUAAUUCCACUAACAUUUACUGGUUCGCCAAGCGGAAUCGCAUUUGAUGCUCAAAUGAACCUGUAUAUUAAUGUAAACAAUGUUACAGCUGGUACUACGUAUAAAUAUGCUUAUAUAUAG
Molecule: messenger RNA, 1610 nt
Organism: Didymodactylos carnosus
Lineage: Eukaryota; Metazoa; Rotifera; Eurotatoria; Philodinida; Philodinidae
Source: the annotation of a GenBank genome assembly